CAGUGCGUGAUCGGUGCUCAAACUUGCAACUUGUGCCUCCGGUAAAAGAGGCAGACAGACAGUGGCCGAUAGUGCAAACGUCGGGCGAUUAUAAAUUGGUAUAUAGUGCUAUAGUGGUAUAGUAGUAAUUCUCAACGAAACAAUAAAUAAUCAGCACGGGCGUGUAGUGAUAAGCAUACGUUCCACAAUCCCUUGAAUUUGCUCUUAUCACCAACCGAAAGUUGGCUUUUUCGACUAUAUAAAGAGAACUCUCUUAACCAUGCAGCCAGUUCUGGAAUUAAGCAUUUACACUUUGCUAAGGAUGGCGUUCAUUUGGCAGCUAAUCUCCGCGGCAAUCUAUAUAGUGGGUUCGCUUAGUAUCCUAGCGUUCCUUUACGACAAUUUAAAGUCCUUGAUCAGUAUCAUCAAGGCUGUCCUGGAACCCUUCUUCCAGCCGCAGUUACCAAAGACUUUGGUGGAAAAGUUUGGACAAUGGGCAGUGGUGACUGGUGCCACCGAUGGCAUUGGAAAGGAAUAUGCCAGGGAGCUGGCUCGACAGGGUCUCAAUCUGGUGCUCAUCUCGCGGACGAAGGAGAAGUUGAUUGCCGUCACCAAUGAGAUUGAAAGCCAGUACAAAGUAAAGACCAAGUGGAUUGCUGUGGACUUUGCCAAGGGACGUGAGAUCUAUGAUCAGAUUGAAAAGGAACUGGCCGGAAUUGAUGUUGGCAUUUUGGUCAACAAUGUGGGCAUGAUGUACGAGCACCCGGAGACCUUUGACCUGGUUUCGGAGGACCUGCUUUGGGAUCUUCUCACCGUCAACAUGGGAUCGGUUACCAUGCUAACCCGCAAGAUCGUGCCCCAGAUGAUUGGCCGCAAGAAGGGAGCCAUUGUCAACCUGGGAUCCACCUCGGAACUCCAGCCCCUGCCCAAUAUGACCGUCUAUGCAGCAAGCAAGAAGUUCAUAACCUACUUUUCCAAGGCCCUGGAAUUGGAGCUGGCCGAGCAUAAUAUCCAUGUGCAACUAGUUUUACCCGGUUUUGUGACAACUAAAAUGAACGCCUACUCCGAUCGGGUGAUGGAGGGUGGUCUGUUCUUCCCCAAUGCUUAUACUUUUGCCCGUUCCGCCGUUUUUACUCUGGGAAAAACGAACGAGACGAAUGGUUUCUGGACUCAUGGAAUUCAGUAUGCCUUCAUGAAGCUAGCUCCCCUUCCUAUUCGCUCCUACUUGGGGUACCAACUAUUCAAGCGAUUGAGAAUCGAGGCUCUCGAGCAAAAACAAAAGAAACUGAAGAUUUGUUAAGCCUUUCAGCUAAGUUAGGAGUCAUGUAAAUAUAUGGUUCUUAGUCAUAAGACUUUAAACAUUUAACUAUAAAAAAAAAAACAAUUUUGUACAAAGCCAUGAAGAAAUAAAAAAAUAUAAAAACAAAAGAUAAAGGCACGAC
Messenger RNA from Drosophila eugracilis, 1421 nucleotides. Its product is annotated as hydroxysteroid dehydrogenase-like protein 1. Lineage: Eukaryota; Metazoa; Arthropoda; Insecta; Diptera; Drosophilidae. Gene Ontology annotation, cellular component: endoplasmic reticulum. Gene Ontology annotation, molecular function: oxidoreductase activity. The coding region runs from base 260 to 1279 and encodes 339 amino acids. The transcript has 5 exons. The record is from RefSeq and is a predicted model, not a curated record.